Blumeria graminis f. sp. triticale is the source of this 2010-nucleotide messenger RNA. Lineage: Eukaryota; Fungi; Ascomycota; Leotiomycetes; Helotiales; Erysiphaceae. The record is from the annotation of a GenBank genome assembly.
AUGACGCUUAGAGCCGCCAUCAUCAUUAUUUCGAGUACGGCGGCACGAAAUCCUUCACAAGAUUCAUCGGAAACUGUCUUAAGAGAAGUUUUUCACAAACAAGGGGUUGGAGCCUGGGAAGUUGUACAUGUCGGGAUAGUGAAAGACGAUAUACAGGACAUCCAGCAAACCAUAAAGAGUCUAUCAGAUGUGCAAAGUAGUCCAAAUCUAAUUGUGACAACUGGUGGUACUGGGUUUUCUCUAGACGAUGUGACACCUGAGGCCGUGGGUCCCCUUUUGGACAAACAUGCACCUGGGAUUGUCCACGGGGUUCUCGCAGCUGGUUAUUUAAUUACACCGUUUGCUUUGGUGUCGAGGCCCACAGCUGGAGUUCGUAACAGAACCGUAAUAAUUACUCUUCCUGGAUCAACUAAAGGGGCCAAAGAGAGCCUUGAAUCGAUAAUAAAACUUCUUCCUCAUGUUUGUCAACAAGCUUCCGGUGCUGACUCUAGAAUACUGCAUGUCGGAGGAGUGGAAAGUCUAGAGAGGGAAGCAGAUUUCACUAUUCCAAAGCCCCAUCAACACUCAUGUAUCCAUAGCCAUUCAGAUAAAUUACACUAUAGGACGGAGAACAGUCCGCCAACGAAAAAAAUAGCUUCUCGUAUCUUUCGAACAAAUAAUCCUGACCUCGAUCCAACGCAUCGGUAUCGAUCGUCUCCUUAUCCUAUGAUCUCUGUAACUGAGGCACUUGAAUUUAUUCGGACACAUAGUCUCUCGCCUCGAAAGAUCAAUAUAAGCGUUGAUUCUAAUAUAACCGGCUAUGUUGUAGCUGAGGAUGUCAUGGCUACAGAGUCAGUUCCAGCUUAUCGAGCUAGUAUAGUUGAUGGCUACGCUGUUAUAGCUCCUCGUGAUGGAAAAUCCAGUAAAGGUAUAUUUGUUGUUAACUCGGUCAUAAAACCUACCUCGAACAGGUCAGCUGAAGUUCAAACUGGACAAAUAGCACGUGUGACAACUGGUGCCCCUCUGCCUGUUGGUGCAACUGCUGUUGUCAUGGUAGAGGAUACAGCUCUUUUAUCUACGACUGGAAGCAUUCAAAAAGAAGAAAAAGAAGUAGAAAUAUUGGUGGAAGGUGUCAGAGAAGGUGAUAAUAUACGUGAAAUUGGAAGUGAUAUCCAGAAGGGUGAUAUAAUACUUCGUAAUGGCACCGAAAUAUCUCGUACUGGAGGAGAACUUAGUUUGCUUGCAUCAGUUGGCAGGGCAGAGGUGUUUGUGUAUCAACGCCCACUCGUUGGUGUCUUAUCCACCGGUGAUGAAUUAGUUGAGCACAAUCUUUUGGGAGAUUUAAGACCUGGAGAGGUCCGAGAUUGCAAUAGAACAGCUAUAAUUUCAGCUAUCAGUAGUUGGGGAUAUAACGUUUUGGAUCUUGGGAUUGCACGAGAUAAGCCAGAUAGGUUGGAACAGAUGUUAAGAGAUGCUCUGCGCAAAGUUGACAUUGUAGUUACCUCAGGUGGGGUGUCAAUGGGUGAGCACGAUUUACUUAAGCCAAUAAUUGAACGAUCACUUGGCGGUACGAUACAUUUUGGCCGCGUUUCCAUGAAGCCAGGAAAGCCGACUACCUUUGCCACUAUUCCCGCUCAAGCAGAAACUGGAAAAUGGACACAAAAAUUGAUCUUCUCCUUACCUGGUAAUCCGGUUUCAGCACUAGUCGCUUUGCAUCUUUUUAUCUUACCAUCGCUGCAUCAUACCUCUGGUAUGUUGUCGGUAGGAUUACCAACAGUCAUGGUUACAUUAGACCAUGACUUUUAUUUAGACCCAGAACGACCAGAGUUUCAUCGUGCUACAGUGGUAGCAGGGAGGGAUGGUUUGUUGCACGCGAGCAGUACUGGAGAGCAACGUAGCUCAAGAGCGGCUAGCCUUAGAAGUUCUAAUGCUCUGCUCUGUCUGCCAAUGGGGAACCAUACCUUAAUCAAAGGAGAUAAAACUGAUGCCUUACUUCUGAGUCGGAUAUAUAGUUAUGUAGAUGAUUAUUGA